AACAUCUAGGGCAGGGAAGGGGUCAGAGUGGAACCUUGAGAGGCAAGCUGAGCUCUGAGGGGAUAGACGAAAACAAAGAGAAAGGAGAACAGCUUGAGCUGGAGGGAGGGAGGAGAGCAGGAGAGAAGGCGCCAGACACAGCUCCAGAGAGGCAGACGGCUGAGUUAGCAAACACUGAGAAAACAGCAAGAAGACCCUCAAGGCAAGCGGGCCAGGAGCUAGAGGCUCAGGUGUAGGAAAGGGGUGUUGCAUCAGGCGGGCGAAUGUCUCACUUCUCCACACCCCAGAUUCUCCUGCUUGCUCUGUUUGUUUGCUGGUUCCUCCUUGUCUUGACUAGGUGUGCUCUGGCAGGUCAUACUCUCUCUGACGGCUGAGCUGGUCCCACCAUGGGCCCGUCCAGCGCCUUCCUCGUCUUCCUCGGCAUUCUGUUCUUCUCAGGGGUGCCGGGUCUCGCCACUUCCCCAGACAGAGGGCACCUCCACUGUUACACCUGCAGCUUUGCCAAGCCCUGCUACCCUGUCCCCAAGGAGUGUCAGGAAGAUGAGGUGUGUGGUAUCAGUGUUGGCACCUUGGACGGAAGUGAGGAGGUCAUCGAAAGGAAAGGCUGCCUCCCAAGGGCCCAGUGCCCUCUGCUGGGCCGUGCUACCUACUGGUCGCAGGCCUAUACUCUUCGGCACCGGUGCUGUGAGCAGGAUCUAUGCAACACCGCAGCCUCCCAGCCACUCCCAAGCCUCCCUCUAGCCGCCCUGCUACUCCUGGCAGCCUUCUUCGGCUGGGGGGUACAGAUCUUCCUGUAGCCUGUGAGUCCAGGACGGUUAGCCCAGGACUCUGAGUCACCGAGGACUCGGAAACACCUGCACAGAGACUUCUGAGACAUGCUCAAGGGUGCGGCUUUGUGUGAAAACCCUCAGCCAUCGAACCCGACCCCUCCACAGACCUGAUGGCUACCGCUGGAGUUCUGCUUCCUGCAGGCCUGUGUCGGGAGCCUCGCCUCAUAAGAAAGCCCUGCUGUCUUUCCUCUAGAUGUCCCAGGUCAGCUGCCCUGACUGAGCCCAGGCAAAGGGACGGAAGUGGUGCUGGGGCUGCUGGGGGGUAGAGCACUUUGAGGAAAGAUGUAACUUGGUACCCCAGGGUCUCGAGAACGGAGUACAGUUAAUAAAAGGGCUAAUGGGUAGAGAUGUAGCCCAGUGAUAGAGUGCUUGCCUGCCAUACCCAAGGCCUUGGGUUCAAUCCCCUGCACCACCCCAAAAUAAAUAAAUACUAU
Molecule: messenger RNA, 1264 nt
Organism: Meriones unguiculatus (Mongolian gerbil)
Lineage: Eukaryota; Metazoa; Chordata; Mammalia; Rodentia; Muridae
Product: lymphocyte antigen 6G6e-like
Exons: 3
Coding region: 387-797 (136 amino acids)
Biological process (GO): desensitization of G protein-coupled receptor signaling pathway; acetylcholine receptor signaling pathway
Cellular component (GO): plasma membrane
Molecular function (GO): transmembrane receptor protein serine/threonine kinase activity; acetylcholine receptor activator activity; acetylcholine receptor binding
Source: RefSeq, a predicted model, not a curated record